CUCUGUAUUUCGAGGGUGCUAAUUUCGUCGUAUGCAGUGAUCAUAGGACAAAUCAUAUGGCGCGGUUGAUGACUAGAGAUCCUGACGGGUUACAACAGCGAACAAUCAUGCGUAGAUCACCGUCAAGGGACAAUGGACCAAGGAGAGCUACAUUUCCUUCAAACAGAAGAAGAUUCGAGCCAUUGUUAUUGGGAUCCGCUUUGCUAACUGGGUUUUCUAAUAUAACAAAUCGUACUGACUACGGAGCCCCCUCACCUACAUUCGACAGCCUCCUCUCGAUAAAUACUAGAUGAUAUCCUAAGGAAGGCUUAACUCUGUAGCCAGUGGUUCCGUCGAGAUGGCUGGGUUAUGUUGGAUACUUCCUCCCUAUUUCUCUCAAUUAGUGAGUGCCAUUCUAAGAUCAUUU
Messenger RNA from Guyanagaster necrorhizus, 406 nucleotides. RefSeq lists its product as uncharacterized. Bases 57 to 293 code for a protein of 78 amino acids. The transcript has a single exon. The record is from RefSeq and is a predicted model, not a curated record. NCBI's taxonomy places the organism in Eukaryota, Fungi, Basidiomycota, Agaricomycetes, Agaricales, Physalacriaceae.